AUGAAUGCUUUAAUGACGUUUACGAUGAUGUUUUUAUUAAACGUGAUCAAAACAACCGGUGAUUGUCCGAGAUACUGCGAAUGCAAGUGGAAAAGUGGUAAAGAAUCCGUUUUGUGCACAAAUGCAAACAUGACGGAAAUACCAAAACAACUUGAUUCCGGUACUCAAUUAUUGGAUUUAACCGGAAACGCACUUUUAACAAUCGGUUCCGAUGAAUUUUUCAACGCGAGUUUAUUAAAUUUACAAAAAAUUUUUUUAUCAAAAUGCAGACUUCGGUUUCUUGAAAAAUCUUCUUUUCGUAAAAUAAUCAAUUUGGUCGAGUUGGAUUUAAGUUAUAACGAAUUACAUUCCGUUCCGAGUCACACGUUCGAAUUCAUAACCGAAUUAAGGGAACUCAGAUUGAACGGGAAUCCAAUCAUAAGAGUGUUGAAUAACGCGUUUAAAAUGGUGCCUCGUUUGACGAAAUUAGAUUUGUCCGAAUGUCGAAUUGGUUACGUCGAAAUAAAAGCUUUCCAAGGACUAGAAACUUCUUUAGAAUGGUUAAAAUUAGAUAAGAAUAAAAUUAUGAAUAUAAAACCUUAUGCACUCGUAACCCUUGGAAAUUUACACGGUUUAGAAUUGUCGGGAAAUCCGUGGAAUUGUUCUUGCGGUUUGAGAACAUUACGGGAAUGGAUGUUGAGACAAAACGUACCCUACAGCAUACCGCCGGUUUGCAAACAUCCGUCGAGACUAUCGGAAAAAAAUUGGGAUAAAUUGGAUUUGGAUGAAUUCGCAUGCGUUCCGAGAAUAGAAGCGGAAUCAUAUGAGAAAAAUGGAGAAGAAGGAACAAAUGUGACAUUAAGUUGCAUUGUUCACGGUAUUCCAGAGCCGAAAGUUCGAUGGUUGAGAAAAAAUCAUCCCAUAGCCAAUUUAUCCACUUCCGGCGGAAUAGAUGGUAAACCGAAAUUAUAUUCCGUCGAAAUUGGGAGAGAGACGAGCAAUCUAACCAUCCACUCGGCAGAUAGUCAAGAUAAUGGGGUGUACGUUUGCAGAGCGGAAAACAAAGCAGGAAAAUCGGAAGCAAACAUAACUCUUACGGUCGUUAUAAAACCCAUAGUGAGAAUAUGGUCUUCUAGAAUGAUUGCCGCCGUGGGAGUAGUAUCCCUAUUAUUUAUUAUUGUCGUAGGUUUGCUCACAUUUUGUGCCUGGAGUUCGAGAAAAAGAAAAUUUGAUUUUCGUCACACGGUCGGCGGAAGAGAAUACGAUUCGGACGGCUACGAAAUGAAUCAUAAAAAGCCAAUAAAUUAUAAUAAAAUCGUGGAUUACGGAAAUCACUGUAGAUCUAAUUCCACGUCAAAAACUUAUAAAAUCACAGUUUUUAAUAAUCCCUGA
Molecule: messenger RNA, 1371 nt
Organism: Pediculus humanus corporis (human body louse)
Lineage: Eukaryota; Metazoa; Arthropoda; Insecta; Psocodea; Pediculidae
Product: leucine-rich repeat-containing protein 24 precursor, putative
Exons: 2
Coding region: 1-1371 (456 amino acids)
Molecular function (GO): protein binding
Source: RefSeq, a predicted model, not a curated record